Messenger RNA from Racocetra persica, 786 nucleotides. NCBI's taxonomy places the organism in Eukaryota, Fungi, Glomeromycota, Glomeromycetes, Diversisporales, Gigasporaceae. The record is from the annotation of a GenBank genome assembly.
AAUGUUCUAUAGUUGAAAGAUUUAGGCACACGGCGUUUUUUGCUAUCUAUAACUUUAUUAAAAAUAAACGAUUAGCACGAAAGACUUUUCGGGGCGAAAGCGUAUAUAAAUGCGCCGCUGAUAAAUUCUCGUUUAUUCCAAAGUUUGAAAAAUUUGCAAAAGAUUUCACAAAAAGUAUAGUCAGCAUGUCAAUUGGUUAUAAAUGUGAUCUUUGUCGUCGCCAAGGGAAGAAGUGCUAUCAUGAUGAAGGAACUCUAGGAAAAUAUAAAUGUAAAAAAUGCGCGAGCAAAAAAGUAGAUUGUUUAGUUCAAUGUAUUGGAUGUUAUAAAAACAAUCUUCCGUUUUCCGAAGAGUGCAAGAACUGUAAAGUGGUUAUUGACGUCCAACCUAUUAGAGCUAAUUUUACUGUGGAAAAUGGCCGAAUAUAUGUUCAGACAAGUAAUGGAACCAAGGCGGAAGUGGAACAAGAAAAUCUUGAGGCUCUUCUAAAAUUAUUGCCGAAUAAAGAUAAUAUUCCCAAUUCUACCAUAAGAUAUGAUUGCUUAUCUCAACCUUCUGUGUCGACUGUCAUCGAUCCUGUUCCCACCAAUCCAGUUCCCGAUCGAAAUUAUUCUAACGCUGUAAACUUCUACGAACGUUCCGUUGCUUUUUCUGAUCCGACUCAAUAUUUAUCAACUGUCCAACUCUAUGAAUCUCCUGGCGAGAACUAUGUCCGUGACUUCUUUUUAAAUGAAUUUCCUGAUGAUAAUUCCGUUCUUUAUUCGCCUUUUUUUUAUGAAUUUCCUG